Molecule: messenger RNA, 1058 nt
Organism: Eruca vesicaria subsp. sativa (arugula)
Lineage: Eukaryota; Viridiplantae; Streptophyta; Magnoliopsida; Brassicales; Brassicaceae
Source: the annotation of a GenBank genome assembly
GGUAGUCGCCGUUGAAGUUGGAAGAAGAAGAUUCAUUGUGGUGGUUCUGGAGGUAACGGAAGGAUGAAAAUAGGGUUGUUGGCAGUAAAUUGAAUUAGUCGAAAAGACGGUUUUGGUGGUGGAAGAUGGGAAGCGUAGUGAAGACGUAUUGUCAGUACAACAUCCCGUUUCACCAUUAUUACAGACCUUCCUCCAGCCUUCAAAACCCUAUUUCUCUCUUCGCCAUCACAUCUCCAUCCAUUUCACCCACAGAUCCUUCUUCUCCUCCUCCUCCUCCUCCUCCUAGUAGUAAACAAAAACUACAAACCCAAUUCGGCGGCCACUUGAUCAUUCCCACCGUGGCAGUCGCUGCUUCCGCCUGGUUCUUCCUUCGUCGUCUCCACCGAUACCCUCCGAUAAUCACCGCUCCUCCUUUGGAUGUCGAAUUGGAGGAAGAAGGUGGCAUCAGAGAGAUCCCUUUGCAGCAGAAGCCGGGUCAUGUCAAAGCUCUCCACUUUUACAAAACCAAGCCAGGUACUGUCUUUAAAAUGAUUCAAGUGUACGCCGAUGGUAACUACGAAUCCUUGAAAGCCCGGAUUCGCCUGUCGGCCCAGUGGCUAGAAACGGCGAGGAGAGAAUUGGAGGAGGUGGUGGAGAGAGACCCGGGUCGGGUCAUGGAGUAUUCGCAGGUGGUUGAUGAGCUGAUGGAUCUUCUGAGGGAUAUGGAGGUUUAUGUCGAUCAAUGCGAAAAGGACAAGGUUAAGGGUUACCUUCGAUCUUGCAAUCGCUUGCUUGCCCGUGUCAGGACUAUGGAAGCUCGGAUUCUCAAUGCUCUCAAAGAGUUUCACGAUGAUGAGGAACAAGGAGGAGGAGACAACUACUAGCAUUACCAACCACCACCCUCUCACUCUUUUCUUGUCCCUUCGUGUUCUGUUUUGCUUCUCUCAAGUUUUUAACUUAUGAAACAAAUGAAUAUUGUCUUUCUCCUAAGCUGGAUUGGAUGUUUUAUUUCGACAGACUACACUCUUGGCGCCUAUUUAAAAUGAUGAAUAUUCUUCUUCUUGCCAAAAUAUGUUGGU